This is a messenger RNA of Spirodela intermedia, 1098 nucleotides long. NCBI's taxonomy places the organism in Eukaryota, Viridiplantae, Streptophyta, Magnoliopsida, Alismatales, Araceae. The record is from the annotation of a GenBank genome assembly.
AUGGCGGUGGAUACGAUGGGCUACGCGAAGAUGGAGGACCAGAUGGCGAUCCAGGAGGCGGCGACGGCGGGGAUCCACAACAUGGAGCGGCUCAUCUUCCAGCUCUCCGACCGGAGCAGGUCGCCGCCGGCGGACUGCCGGGAGAUCGCAGAGCUCACCGUCGCCAAGUUCAAGAAGGCCAUCUCUCUGAUGAACAGGACGGGCCAUGCCCGCUUCCGCAGGGGACCCGUUGCGGCCGCUGCCCCGGCGCCAUCGCCACCGGCGGCGCCGCCGCGGCCCAUCACGCUGGAUUUCACCAAGCCGAGCGCCGCCGCCGCCGCCGCUAGUCAGUUCAGCAAGGACAGCUUUAGCAUGUCGUCGGCGAACUCGUCUUUCAUGACCGGAGAGGCCAGCGUGUCCAACGGGACGCUGGGCCUGUCGCUCUUGGCCGCCGCCGCUCCCGCCGCCGCCGCCGCCGCCGCCGCCGCCGCGCCCACCGCUGCCGUCUCCGCCGGGAAGCCCCCCCUCUCCUCCUCCUACAAGAAGAAGUGCCAUGCCCACGGCGAUCUCUCGGGGAAGCACCUUCUCCCCGGCGCUCGCUGCCAUUGCUCCAAGAAAAGGUAACCAAACCCCUCUUCCUCCUCCAAGAACUACUCGCUCAUGGCGGCGAUUCGCCUCUGAAAUCCGAGGACUUAAGAGUUUGAUUUUCUCCCGAUUCAGGAAAUCUCGGGUGAAGAGGACGAUCAGAGUGCCGGCGGUGAGCUCCAAGCCGGCGGACAUCCCGGCAGACGAGUUCUCGUGGAGAAAAUACGGGCAGAAGCCGAUCAAAGGAUCCCCCUACCCACGGUGAGCCAUAGACAGAGGCUAUGGAUAUACGGGGUUUUCUCCGUCUGGGUCUUCGUCUUCUUCGUCUGAACAUGGGGAUUUCCUCCGAUUUGCAGAGGGUACUACAAGUGCAGCACACAGAGGGGCUGCCCAGCGAGAAAGCACGUGGAGAGAGCGACCGACGACCCCUCCAUGCUCAUCGUCACCUACGAAGGCGAGCACCGCCACCACGACCAGAGGCUCCCCGCCGCCGCCGCUGCCGCUGGUGGCUUCGUCUUCCCUUCUUCCUCGUAA